CUCACCUCCACCCGCAGAGCUCAGUUAAAUAUGAGCGCGCUUUUCCAUGUGUCCGGAUUAAGUCCCGUGUAGCUACGCAUUCACCGCUUCCUCCAUCCCGACCAGCUGCUCUGCCUCGCCUUGGACAUGGGCUGCACAGUCCCACCUGCGUUCUAACCGGUUGGAAAGCGGAUACCGGCUGGAUCUAUGUUCCUCAGAGACGGAGGAGAGGGAAAUUAGAGGAAGUUUGAGAUCGGAAGGAGGAUGCGGGCUGCGUGCUGGUGCGCCGUCUUUCUCCUCACACCGGCCGUGUGUCUGGUUUCAAGCGUUCACGGUUCCAUCCCAAGCAAAUCAGACCUCCUUAAGUCAGGAAGCCCCAAAUCGACAUUAAAGCACAUAUGGACAGAAAGCACCAAGGACUUGUCCAUCAGCCGGCUCUUGUCACAGACUCUAAGCGGAAAGGAGAACGCGACAGCCCUGGAUCUACGCUAUGACACGCCAGAACCCUAUACAGAAUGGGACCUAUGGGACUGGCUGAGGAAUGCCACAGAGGUUCAGGAUUCCCGACCCAGGGCCAAACGGCGGCCCAUGGUCAAGACGGGAAAGUUCAAAAAGAUGUUUGGCUGGGGGGACUUCCAUUCCAACAUCAAGACCGUCAAGCUCAAUCUGCUCAUCACCGGAAAGAUUGUCGACCAUGGUAACGGUACCUUCAGUGUCUACUUUAGGCACAAUGCAACAGGCCAGGGUAACGUCUCGGUCAGCCUGGUGCCACCAACCAAGAUCGUAGAGUUUGACGUGACGGCUCAGCAGUCCGUCAUCGACGCCAAGGACUCCAAGUCCUUCAACUGCCGCAUCGAGUUCGAGAAAGUGGAAAAGGGCUCCAAGAACACACCAUGCAACUAUGACCCGGCCAAGUCGUGCUUCCAGGAGCAGACACAGAGCCAUGUCUCCUGGCUCUGCUCAAAGCCCUUCAAAGUAAUCUGCAUCUUUAUCUCCUUCUACAGCACCGACUACAAGCUGGUGCAGAAAGUUUGCCCAGACUAUAAUUACCACAGUGACACUCCAUACUUCCCUUCUGGCUGACGGAUGUUGCUAAUUUAAGGGACAACACAGGCAAAGACAGGACUCUUUCCACACUAUAUGAAAUACAGGUUUCUUUA
Molecule: messenger RNA, 1139 nt
Organism: Trichomycterus rosablanca
Lineage: Eukaryota; Metazoa; Chordata; Actinopteri; Siluriformes; Trichomycteridae
Gene: nxph1
Product: neurexophilin 1
Exons: 2
Coding region: 244-1062 (272 amino acids)
Molecular function (GO): signaling receptor binding
Source: RefSeq, a predicted model, not a curated record